Syngnathus acus (greater pipefish) is the source of this 2499-nucleotide messenger RNA. RefSeq names its product zinc finger and BTB domain containing 1 (gene zbtb1). Bases 202 to 2049 code for a protein of 615 amino acids. The record is from RefSeq and is a predicted model, not a curated record. Lineage: Eukaryota; Metazoa; Chordata; Actinopteri; Syngnathiformes; Syngnathidae. The transcript is spliced from 3 exons. Gene Ontology annotation, biological process: regulation of immune system process; negative regulation of transcription by RNA polymerase II; regulation of cytokine production. Gene Ontology annotation, molecular function: protein binding.
GUGCGGAAGUUGCAUCCAGCACUAGUUGAAGAACAAGAAGGAGGAGGACGAAACGCUUCUCCUUUUUCUUUCUUUCCUUAUUCUUCUUCUGCCCCGACUCGCAACUUUACUCCGCAGGGGAAGGGUCGAUUUACCGCGGAGCCUCCGCCCAUCUUCAGCCGACCUUAGAGCUUCUCUGUCGGCCUCGGCGACUUGCGGGCGAUGGCUCGGCCGAGCCACAGCGAUCACGUCCUCCAGCAGCUGAACAACCAGCGCGAGUGGGGCUUUCUAUGCGACUGCCUCAUCGCCAUCGGCGACAUCUACUUCCGGGCGCACAAGGCCGUGCUGGCGGCCUGCAGCUCCUAUUUCCGUAUGAUGUUCAUCCGCGACCAGCAGGGGGCGGCGCGCCUGGACCUCAGUAACAUGCAGAUCAGUGCCGAGUGCUUCGACCUGAUCCUGCAGCUCAUGUACCUGGGACGCAUCGCUGCAGGCUCCUUUGACUUCGACGACCUCAAAGCGUCCAUGGUCUACCUGCAGAUGUACUACAUUCCCGACUCGCUGGACGACCUGCGCGACAUCGGCGGCGCCUCCAACCUGACGCCGUCCUCGUCCGAGUGCUCGACGGCGGCCGCUGCCGGCGGAAAGAUGUUGUUCGGGGUUCGCAUGUACGAACGGCAGAGGCCGGCCGCUGCUGGAGAUUCUGCCGACGACACCAAAAACGUCAGCGGCUCUGCCAGCCUCGGCAGGUACUUGGGGGUGCCGCCCGCAACCGAGGAAGCGCCGAGGGCCGCCGUCCUCCCGAGUGCGGACGCGGGACAUGCGUCGGAGCAACCGUGCGACCUGAGGAAGCGGAGCGGAGGAAGGAGCUCGGCCCUGAGGGAACGCCCUCGCUUCGGCCGCACCUUCACCUGCGACGACUGCGGCUUCGUCUUCAGCUGCGAGAAGCUGCUGAUCGAGCACAUCCUCACCUGCACCAACCGCAAGACCUUUGCGCCCGCCCGCAGCCCGGACGGCGACUCCCCCAAAGCCGAGAGCUCCGCUUCGGACAGCGCCGAAGAGCGUCGGGUGCUCGGCGACCUGCGGUCGGUCGCGGCGGGGCCGAGCGGUGGGGCCGGAUCCGCCCACCGGGUUUCCAUCAAGACGGAACCCGGGGAAGACCCGCCCCCCGAGGACCGGGAGGCGGGCGGCGGCGGCGGCGCGGAGGAUGGCGAAGCGGCGCCCGGCGUCUCCGGCGUGGAGAAAGCGAGCGAGCGGUGCUCCAGCGCCAUGUCGGGAAGCGACUCGUCGGCCGCGUCGCCUCACUUUUUUGCGGUGAAAGAGGAGAGCACGGACGGCGCCCCCUGCGAGCUGUGCGGGGCGCCGCUGAACGAGGACGACAGGUCGGCGCACUACCUGUCCAGCCACCUGGGCCACAUCUGCGCCUGCGGACGCUGCGGCCAAGUGCUGAUCAAAGGCCGGCAACUCCAGGAGCACGCCGAGCGAUGCGGCGAGUCAGAUGAGGCGGACGAGCCCACCGGCGCCGACCUGGCCUGCCCUCACUGCGGCUUGCCCUUCCAGAGCGAGAGCCUGGCGCUGGAGCACGCCCUCUCCUGCCCCCACGAGGCCGAGCCCUUUCGGCCGGGCGCCGGUGGCGGCGGCGGCCCCGACCACCGGCGCAAGCACUUCUGCACCAUCUGCGGCAAAGGCUUCUUCCAGCGCUGCCACCUGCGCGAGCACUACACGGUGCACACCAAGGAGAAGCAGUUCACCUGCCAGACGUGCGGCAAGCGCUUCCUGCGCGAGCGCCAGCUGCGCCUACACACGGACAUGCACCGGGGCGUGGCGCGCUACGUGUGCCCCGUGUGCGAGCAGGGCACCUUCCUCAAGCACGACCACGUGCGCCACAUGAUCUCGCACCUAGCGGCCGGCGAGACCAUCUGCCAGGUGUGCUUCCAGAUCUUCCCGGGCGGCGAGCAGCUGGAGGAGCACAUGGACGUGCACCUCUACGUGUGCGGCGUGUGCGGCGACAAGUUCCGCCUCCGCAAGGACAUGCGCACGCACUACAACCUCCAGCACACCAAGAGGCUGUAGACCGAGCGACCGCUUGUUGGCGGACCCUGAAAAAAGCGCCAGGAGCAAAACGCUAAUUUAGCUUAGCGUUGGCUUGCGAAGCGGCUUCAGGCAUGUGGGAAUGUGCGCAUGCAUACUCGUGUGCAGACACGCACGCACACGUCUUCCCCAGUGGAAACAUUCUGGCUCCGCUGGCACAGCCCUAAAAUCCCGUUGCUGGGUUUUAUUUGAUGUGUUUUGCCCUCCUGCACUUUGAACCCUGCCCUCAUCUUUCGGGGGCGUGGUCGAGACGUCGGACAAAACGGGAUUCCUGGUGGACUUGAAAGUGGCGAUUCUUCAUGAAAACUCGUCAAGUGGACAGACUCGAGUUGUGUUGUGCUUCUGGACCCCAACGGAACCCUGAGGGUCUCCAUCGAGGGUCUUUGUGUUCUUUCUCAGCUACACACUUUGAAUAAACAACUGCACACCUUA